AUAAAUUUUAACUUAAAUGUCAGAUUAUAACGAAGUGAACGAUAUUCGAUUUAAUCAGGAUAAGGAUUGUUUUAUUGUAUCACUUAAUGAAGGCAUAAGGAUAUAUAAUUUAGAUCCUCUUUAUGAAUUAUUUUAUCUUGAUUCUACAAUUUGUGGAAGCAUUGCAUUUUCAGAAAUGAUAUAUAGAACAAAUAUCAUAGCAAUGGUUGGAGGUGGUCAAGAGCCCAUGUUUGCAGAGAAUGUUGUGGUUAUGUGGGAUGAUUUUAGAAAAAAAUUUAUAUUUGAAUUUAUUAUCAACCUUCCUGUAUUAGAAAUCCAUGCCACUCGAGACAAAUUGUUUGUUGUAGUUCAAAACCAGAUCCAAAUCUACCAAUACAUUUGCGACCCGCCUACAAAAUUAUUCUCUCUAGACAUUAGAGACAAUUUUACUGGAUUGUCGACUCUCUACGUGCCCCCUAUUCAACCAACCCCGUCACAUACGAGUCCUAUACUACUCGUGGCAUUUCCGGGUAUCAAACGAGGCUCCGUGCAAAUCAUGGAUUUGAAUUCUCAAAAUUUGGAUAAGAGUUUUAGGAGUCACACGCUAAAAGCCCACGAAAGCCAAAUCCAUUGUCUAAGCUUCAACCGAACCGGCACCUUGCUGGCAACGGCGUCUCUCAAAGGAACCCUGGUCAGAAUUCACGAUAUAUCCGGCUUGGUAAAAUCCUUUGGUUUGUGGGAAACCAAAAACGCUCACGGUAGGUUACUUUCGGACAUGAUGACGAAAUCUCCCCGAAAACCUUGUAGUUUAUUAUACGAAUUAAGGAGGGGGUCGGAUUCCGCGCGGAUAUACUGCGUUAAUUUUAGCUUUGAUUCUCAGUUCGUUUGCACGGCCAGUGAUAAAGGAACCGUGCACGUUUUUUCCCUCAAACCAACGUCGAGUAACGCGUCGCCCCUUUUGCCUUCCUCGCCUCUCAAAUCUAGUCAUAGCAAAUUCCGAAUAUUGGAUCCCAUGAUCCUGACUAUGAGCGAUUCGCAAACUGGGUUGACUCAUUUUCCCGUUACCCCUGACAAAUUAUGCUUGUGCACAUUUUCGGCAGAAGAUGCCACGAAUAUUUACGCUAUCAGCGCCGACAAAACCAUUCAAAAAUACGUUUUUACCUUGGAUGGAAAUAAUUGUAACAGAGAAAGUUUCGACAAUUAUUUAGAUCUUGCCCAAUAUCCCGAGAUUUGAAGAAGGAAGAGAGAGAGAAAAAAAUUGAAUCGUUAUUAAAAUAUUUAUUUAAUUUAAAUCGAAUUUAUAUAUAGUAUAUUAUAUUUAUUUUUUUUAAAUUUAUAUAUUCCAGAUUGUUUAUGCCUCAUAAAAUUUAUUUAUUUUAAAAUAAAAUC
Gordionus sp. m RMFG-2023 is the source of this 1368-nucleotide messenger RNA. Its product is annotated as WD repeat domain phosphoinositide-interacting protein 4-like. The coding region runs from base 17 to 1213 and encodes 398 amino acids. The record is from RefSeq and is a predicted model, not a curated record. The transcript is spliced from 6 exons. Gene Ontology annotation, cellular component: extrinsic component of membrane; cytosol; phagophore assembly site membrane. NCBI's taxonomy places the organism in Eukaryota, Metazoa, Nematomorpha, Gordioida, Chordodea, Parachordodidae. Gene Ontology annotation, biological process: protein localization to phagophore assembly site; autophagy of mitochondrion; protein lipidation. Gene Ontology annotation, molecular function: protein binding; phosphatidylinositol-3,5-bisphosphate binding; phosphatidylinositol-3-phosphate binding.